Messenger RNA from Gadus chalcogrammus (walleye pollock), 903 nucleotides. RefSeq names its product DNA-directed RNA polymerase II subunit RPB4. Gene Ontology annotation, biological process: mRNA export from nucleus in response to heat stress; transcription initiation at RNA polymerase II promoter; nuclear-transcribed mRNA catabolic process, deadenylation-dependent decay. The coding region runs from base 449 to 880 and encodes 143 amino acids. The transcript is spliced from 4 exons. Lineage: Eukaryota; Metazoa; Chordata; Actinopteri; Gadiformes; Gadidae. Gene Ontology annotation, cellular component: P-body; RNA polymerase II, core complex. The record is from RefSeq and is a predicted model, not a curated record. Gene Ontology annotation, molecular function: nucleotide binding; translation initiation factor binding.
ACUAACGCAAAAUUAGAAAUACAUUUAACAUAUUUUCAUGAAUCAUUGUAGAAUAUUAUUAUUCAUUUAUUUUUUACAAAUAUCUAGCUCUAUGCAUGUCUUUGACUGGUCGCAACAUUCGUUAACUCUGACCCUUAUCUUUAAUUAAAUAAUCAGUCAGUAUUGUUAUGGUGUGUGCGUAUAUUUCCCUCUUCCGCCGCACGGGACAUCAGAGCGCCUCCCGCCGCCAGAAACACGUGGGCCGGAACAGAAGAAGAGAGUUUGGCUCUGUUGUUCGGACCCUCCGCCUCACGAGUUCACCUGUCUGUCUCCUCACGGGCACUAGGACGGUAACCAUAGCGUCCCCCUCCGUCUAAGAGUGUGGAAGAGCGUGUUGUGUUUGUAAGAGUGUGUGGUCUGUGUGUGUGGAAGAGUGUGUUGUGUGUGUUGUGGCUCAGUGUGUGUUUGGAUGGCGGCGGGAGGCGCGUCCCAGACCGGCGUCGGGGAUGUGGAGGAGGACGCAUCUCAGCUGGUCUUCCCCAAAGAGUUCGAGACGGCGGAGACGCUGCUGAACUCGGAGGUUCACAUGCUGCUGGAGCACCGCAAGCAGCAGAACGAGAGUGCCGAGGACGAACAGGAGCUGUCGGAGGUCUUCAUGAAGACCCUGAACUACACUGCCCGCUUCAGCCGCUUCAAGAACCGCGAGACCAUCGCCAGUGUGCGCAGCCUCCUGCUGCAGAAGAAGCUCCAUAAGUUUGAGCUGGCCAGCCUGGCCAACCUGUGUCCAGAGGCAGCGGAGGAGGCCAAGGCCCUCAUACCCAGUCUGGAGGGGCGGUUUGAAGACGAGGAGCUGCAGCAGAUCCUGGACGACAUCCAGACCAAGAGGAGCUUCCAGUACUGAGGACCCCCCCCCCCCUCCAUAUC